Molecule: messenger RNA, 2972 nt
Organism: Klebsormidium nitens
Lineage: Eukaryota; Viridiplantae; Streptophyta; Klebsormidiophyceae; Klebsormidiales; Klebsormidiaceae
Source: the annotation of a GenBank genome assembly
CGAGAGACAAAGCUGCCCCACCCUGCACAAAGCACAGGCUGCAGGGCGGCUGCAGGGCGGUUGAUCAUCAGGGCGUGGUGUGGCUGGACUACUUUCAGCAGGUCUCUUGCAGCAGAGCCAUGGGGCCGCUUUCUGGGGCUCUCUCGGGGCACCUGAGAGGGCAGCUUGCUCUGAUCAACCGUUCAAAGUCAAAGGAUGCGUGCAGUCUGCUCUAUCGGAGCGUGUCCUCCUUCUGCGGCGAUUCUGCCCCCACUGAUGAGCAGGCUGAUGAGGGCGUGGGUGGUUCGCGCCAGCCUUCAAUCGAAUCCAGUACAACAAACCUCGCAAGCACAAAAAGCGUGCAGCAGCGGCGCUCGCUUUUGGAGAAGCUGGCUUCUGACAGCACCUUUGUUGGAGCUUCAGUUGCGAGCAGGCGCCAGCAGGUGCGGCGAAACAGCACCGCAAGCCCAGCAACAGCGCCCCAGAGCCCUCCCACCGUGCCGCCAAGCACGUCAACUGUGGCCCCAACAGGCAGGGUGCCCGUCAAGCUGCACAGCAUCAUCCCUGAUGAAUUGAAGAAGGACAUGAUCGAGGUUUUCGUCGACGGGCAAGCAGUGAAUCUUCCCAAGGGCAUGACAGUUCUGCAGGCUUGCGAUGAGGCGGGCGUGGACAUCCCAAGGUUCUGCUAUCAUCCGCGGCUGAGCAUUGCUGGCAAUUGCCGCAUGUGCUUGGUGGAAGUGGAGAAGAGUCCGAAGCCGGUAGCAUCGUGUGCCAUGCCUGCAAUGCCGGGGAUGAAAAUCAAGACAGACACACCGCUGGUUAAGAAGGCGCGUGAAGGUGUAAUGGAGUUUCUGUUGCUCAACCACCCUCUCGAUUGCCCCAUCUGCGAUCAAGGUGGCGAGUGCGAUCUGCAGGAUCAGGCUAUGGUGUUCGGCAGCGACAGGGGCCGUUUCACCGACAUGAAGAGGUCUGUUGUGGAUAAGCAUCUUGGACCUUUGAUUAAGACUGUCAUGACGCGGUGCAUCCACUGCACAAGGUGUGUGCGGUAUGCCACCGAGAUCGCCGGUGUGGAGGAUCUUGGGGUCCUGGGCCGCGGAAAUGCUGAGGAGAUUGGCACGUACGUGGAUCGCCUUUCUACGAGCGAGGUAUCAGGCAACGUCAUCGACUUGUGCCCUGUGGGAGCCCUCACCAGCAAGCCUUACGCCUUCACCGCCAGGAACUGGGAGCUGGCAAACAAGGAGAGCAUUGAUGUUAGUGAUGCGCUUGGGGCAAACAUCCGGGUGGACCACAGAGGACCUGAGGUGAUGCGCGUCGUCCCGCGGCUGAACGAGGACGUCAACGAGGAGUGGCUCACUGACAAGGGUCGCUUCAUGUAUGACGGCCUCAAGCGGCAGCGCCUCGCCCUGCCCUACGUGCGCGGCCCCGACGGCCGCCUCCAGCCCUCCGAUUGGCAGGGGGCGCUUCAGGAGGCUGCGCGUGCUUUGACCUCCGUUCCAGGGGAAGAGAUUGCCGCCGUUGUCGGGAAGCUAGCUGACGUGGAGUCCAUCACUGCGCUCAAGGACUUCAUGGCGCGGCUCAACUCCCAGCGGCUGUACAUCGAGGGCGCCGAGGGCCAGGAGAACGCCGACAUUCGGCCGAGCUACCUCUUCAACACGGGGAUCGCCGCCCUCGAGGACGCGGACGCGGUGCUGCUCGUGGGGACGGACCUGCGCUCCGAGGCGCCCCUGCUCAACGUGCGCCUGCGCAAGGCCUUCCGCGCCGGCACGCUGCGCGACAUUGCGGCGGUCGGGCCCGCGGACAUGGACCUGACGUACCCGCACGAGCACCUCGGCGACAAGGCGCAGGACCUCUCCAAGCUGACCUCCGGGAAGGGCGGGUUCGCGGAGACCCUCGCCAAGGCAGAGCGCCCGGCGAUCAUCGUCGGCGCGGGCGUCCUGAGGCGGCCCGACAGGGACGCAAUUCUGGGGGUGGUGGAUCGGAUUGCCAAGCAGGCGGGGGUGAUCAAGGAGGACUGGAAUGGCCUCAAUGUGCUGCAGCUGACGGCGAGCUCGACCGGCGCGCUGGACUUGGGCUUUGUGCCGGGGCCGGGGGUGAAGAAGGACGCGCCGCCGGCAAAGGUGGUGUACCUGCUGGGAGCGGACGAGGGGCUGAGCAAGUUCGUCGGGGAGGACAGUUUCGUGAUUUACCAGGGGCACCACGGGGACCAGGGCGCGAGCAGGGCGAACGUGGUGCUCCCGGGCGCGGCCUACACCGAGAAGGAGGCGACGUACGUCAACACGGAGGGCCGGCCGCAGAGGACGAUGGCGGCAGUUCCUGUGCCAGGUAAUGCGCGUGAGGACUGGAAGAUCCUUCGUGCUCUGUCCGAGAUCGCCGGAGUCCAGCUUCCAUACGAUACCACUGAUGCCGUGCGGAGAAGGGCGGCCGAGAUUGCCCCCCAGCUGGAGAGGCUCGAGGAGGUGGAAGUUUCCGAGGUCAGCAUGGCAGCGCGCACGGCACCAUCUAAGGCGUCCGCUGGACCCCUGCUGAAGGAGCCGUUUACGAGGGCUGUGCCAAACUUCUACAUGACUGAUCCCAUCAGCAGAGCCAGCCAGACCAUGGCCAGAUGUACGUCAAUGUUCAAAAGCCAGAAGGAGGUGGACGCGCAGGAGGAUUGGUUGUUGCACGCCGACUGGGGCAAGCAGAAGGCGGCGAAGCAACCAGCUCUUUAAAAUGGGUGCUUUCUACAUUUGGAACCGUUCAUGUAGGGUCCGUCGUAUAUAAGAUCUAAGAGAUGCAGGUAGUCGCUCCCAGGAAUGGCAGCUUCAGUUUCCGCUCUGACAUUCAGCAUGCCUUGCAGCUUCAAUUGUACAACUGAACCUCCACCAAAAAAACAAUCCGUUGCCAACUCAAUCUUUGAUUAUUGAGCUAAGCGCAGCACGACUUAAGGACCAAUUAAAGGUACUACUGGCAUCAUGUCUUCUUCAAUAAACCUCUAUAUAAUACUCUGCCGGGCU